Molecule: messenger RNA, 2611 nt
Organism: Dreissena polymorpha
Lineage: Eukaryota; Metazoa; Mollusca; Bivalvia; Myida; Dreissenidae
Product: heat shock 70 kDa protein 12A-like
Exons: 14
Coding region: 572-2380 (602 amino acids)
Molecular function (GO): ATP binding; ATP-dependent protein folding chaperone
Source: RefSeq, a predicted model, not a curated record
ACAAAAACUACGUACGAUAAACAAUGCGUUGCACUUUAUGGUCAUUGCGCUGUGAGUAGGUACGCAUUGAAUACUAUAUCGAAGUCAAACUAUUAAAAAAAGAAACUAUGAAAGCAACUAAGAUUAUUGAUAAAGAAUUGUCGAUGGUCUGUUGAGUGAGAAUCACUUAGGUUAAAUGUAGCCGCGUUAAAUAGUUUGUGUUAAUUAAUGUACGGAGUAAUACAAAUUGACAACACAAACACCGUUCUGAUAUUAAAGAAUCGUUAGACGCUCGCCAUGUGGAAGACACGCAUGCCACUCCCCCAGUGUCACAGGUCAUGUGAUCUUCAUCACAGACGAGGCCGGAAACCACUUCUCAUUUCCGGUGGAGCGCAAACAGAUCACCUUGAAAAUACUAAGAUUGACGUUCCCUUCUGCAUGCGGCCUGUGCUACGUGGACUACAUCCAGGGCGAGGCCUGCCCCAGGGUGCCGAUACGUCUCAAGGAAGGGGUGUUCCAGGAACCCAGCGGCGGAUGGAUACAUGAGCUUAGGAGAUAUUACGUCAUCAAAAAGAAGAAGCCCGCCUUCAGUAUGGUGGGAGUGGAGCUACUGCAGAAAUACCAGGCACUGACAAGAGGGGUGACACUCUACUUUGAUAGACCGGAUGCGAAAAAGCGUAAUGUCGUUGCCGCUAUAGAUUUUGGUACGAGUUUCUCCGGGUAUGCUUGGGCGUUUGAGUACGAUCCGUUCACGGUGUAUACAAAGGAGUGGCUGGGGGAGAACAUGACUUCCGGUACGGAGAAGGCGCCCACUACGGUGCUUGUUAACCCUGAAGGGGAGUUCCACUCGUUCGGGUACGAGGCGGAAGACGAGUACGCGGUGCUGGUGGACGGAGAGAUGUUCCACAACUGGUACUACUUCCGGAACUUCAAAAUGAAACUGUACACCAACAAGUACCUUCGACGCGAUACGAUGCUCAAGGACAUGGACGGCAAGCAGAUGCUGGCUUUGGACGUCUUCACCAUGGCAAUCAAAUACAUAUACGGAUGCCUCGUAGAAGACCUCGCAGAGCGGGCACCGGAAGUGAAGAUCGACGACAUCAGCUGGGUGAUAACCGUGCCGGCGAUAUGGUCCGACGCCGCCAAACAGUUCAUGCGAGAAGCCUCGGUCAACGCCGGUAUCCCAGGCGACCGACUGAAGCUUGUACUCGAACCGGAAGCAGCUUCCCUCUAUUGCAAGACGCGCGACCCAUCGGAAAUCAAGACUAUCAGCGGAGAGCGGACAGAAAACCCACUAGCGCGCGGGAAACGCUACAUCCUGUUAGAUCUCGGUGGCGGCACGGCGGACAUGUCCGCACACGAGGUUCUGAAGGACGGCUGUCUGCGAGAGAUACACCGGGCCACAGGGGACGCUCUUGGCGGAAGUAGCGUCGACGAAGCCUUUAAUCGCCUCCUCAACGAUCUCUUUGGCACGGAAUUCAUGCUGGACUUCUUCGAGGACUAUAGACAGGAUUACCUGAAAUUAAUGAGGGACUUCGAGGGCAAGAAGCGUCUCCCGCUAGACCGGAAGUCGAGUCUGGUUUUCCAGAUUCCAGAGACACUGCUGCACAAGCUGAAGGAAGGAACUAGGGCGACACUCGAAGAGGCUGUGGGACGCAGCAAGCACAAGAAGCACAUCCGGGUCAAGGUCGAUAAGCUGCUCCUCGAUGGUGACCUUGUUGCGGACCUCUUCAAGGUCACAGUGAACGGCAUAGUGUCGUACAUCCGGGAGAUGAAGGUGAAUCCUCGCCUGGCGGAUGUGGAUACCAUCGUGCUCGCCGGCGGAUUCUCGGAAUCUUUCCACGUGCGCGAGGCGGUCACGGAAAACUUCCCCAAGGUGCUCAUUGUUACCGCCCCUGACCCCGGAAAUGCCAUCCUAAAGGGAGCGGUACUCAUGGGACACAGACCGGAAAUCAUCACAGAGCGUGUGGCCAGGUACACUUACGGCGUCAGCUUCGCCAGGAAACCUUUCUGUGAAGGAGACCCAGAGGAACUGUUCGCUCGUCGAAACAGAGAGACGUACUGCGACGGGGUCUUCGAGAAGCUUGUAACCAUCGGUCAGUCCAUCCAGAGGACUGACGUGUUCAUCCUCCAGCGGACCAGCUUUCUUGCCAGCAAGCACGCAAAGCAGCGCCGCCUGUACACGAAAAUGUACGCGUCUAUCGAGGAAAACCCCGAGUAUUGCACGGAGGAGAAUUUCUGUGUAAAGAUCGGCGAAAUUAUUCGACACCCUCCAAGGAGGGGAUGGCCGGAUGUGGUGAAGACCCGGAUCGAGAUCAUGUUCGGAGAGACGGAAAUGACGGCACGGAUAAUCGAAGAGCAUUCUGGGAUCGAGUAUAAAGCGCGGAUUGACUCGUUGUAGACUCGCGGGAAAAUGUCAUCAACUUCGUUUCCUUCCACACAACUCAAGAACUUUGUGUAAGCCUUACCACCUACCCAAACAAACAAUAUUAAAGUCGGGAUGGUAUAGUGUUUCCAAAUAAUUUAAAUUUAUGUCUGAUUCGAUACAUUUCCACAGCUGUCCAUUAAGAGACAAUAACUUUAGUGCUAUAUCUGACAGACAUAUUGAACGCUUGACAUUAACUUUAUAUUA